GCUAAAUAUUAAAUAUUUAUUGUAUUAUAUUAUUUAUCAAAUACUCAGUGAUUAAUGAAUAUUUUAUAUUUUAUUGGUAGAAAAUAGCAAUUGGUAACUGUGGUGAACUUUAAUAAGAAAUUCCAACUCUUCUGUGUUCCAUUUUGAUAGAUCUUUUAAUCACAGUGCCGUUACCGUACAAUAUGGAGGAGCAUUGCAAAUCCCUAGCUUUGCAAUACGAUUUGUUUGUCAACAGUACCCUCAGGUAUUUGGAUACAGCGACCGAGAGAGAUUACAUGUUAAAAUUAAAAGUCAUUGAUCAAUUAACAUAUAGAAUCAAUCAAAGUGAAGUUGAUAAAGAUAUUAUCAAAAGAAACCUAGAAGCUGUCCAGGAUGAAUGUUCUAAAUUGACUUAUAAACUUAAAGCUUCCGCGCGUUUAUUAGAUGAAGCUCAAGUAGAAAAAGAUAAACUUGUAUUUGAAAAAGAAACCAUGAAAUCUCAAUUAAAACAAUUACACAGUGUUUUUAAGAAACAAGAUAUUAUAGAAAAAUCACACCAUUCACUAUUAAAUCAAUCUGAUUGUACACAAUUAAAUGAAAAAAAGACUUUUAAUAACACAGAUGCUUUAUUAUCAGAUCUUAGUUACAGUCAUUCUGAAGAUAGUUCGUAUGAAAAUGUUAUGAAAAAUUCCAAACAUAAUUCUGCGCCCAUAAAAAAGUGUUCUACUGGCAACAUUUUAAAUAACUUGAACACAAAAAAAUGUGAGAUUAUGAAUGUGAAUACUAAUAACAAACAAAUUGUUGCUAUAACUACUUUAACUAUGGAUUUGGGUUCUGUUAAUGCUAAAUCAGUUAUAAAAACUUAUCCAUCACCGACUUCACAAAUUGCAUUAAUAUCAUCGUCAAGUGAUUCUAUUGAGCCAGCGUCUACCAGCGAGUCUGAAAAAGAAACUAACAUAUCUGAAAAAGAAAAUAAUAUAACUGAAAAAGAACAUAAUUUUAUUCAAAAAAUUAUUGUAAUUCCAGAAAUUUGUGGUCACUGUAAUAAAAAAAUCAAAUUUAACAAUUACAUGGUUAAAUGUCUGGAUUGUAAAAUUAUAACUCAUCUGGAAUGUAAAGAUUUUAUACCUGUUAUUUGUACAACUGAUCAACUAAAAAUGAAUGCUUUAAAUUGUGGUGUUCCACCCUCGAUUAUUCACUGCAUUAGCGAAAUCGAAAGAAGAGGAUUGGAUACAGUUGGACUUUAUCGGGUGUCUGGUUCUAAUAAAGAAGUGAAAAGUUUAAGAGACAAAUUUCGUAAAGGUUUACCAAAUUUAAACAAUAUAGACAUACAUGUAUUGUGUUGUUAUCUGAAAGAUUUAAUUGGAAAUAUUGGUAUGCAAAAAUAUAAUCUUAUAUCUCAAAGUGAUUUAUCAAAGAUGAUUGAUGCGUUAAAAAAUAAAAAUAAUGUUUCAAAGUCACUUUGUCAAAGUGUAUCAGAAUUGCCACAUUCCAAUCGUAACAUACUUGCAUUCCUCAUUGUUCAUUUGAAAAAGGUUGCUAGUUCUUCAAAAUGUAGUAUGGAUUAUAAUUGUCUAGCAAUAGUUUUUGGCCCUACAAUUGUUGGUGUUACAAGUACUUCCUUAGAUGAUUUACAUGUUAAAUCUGAACUCAUUUUUAAAGUUAUAAUAGAAUUACUAAAGUUGCCUAAUGAUUUUUGGCUUAGUUUUUUGAAAACUAAUAGUAUUUCUUCUGAAGAACUAUUACAUAGUACUCCAACUCAAAGUCAACCACAAACACCAGGAUCGUCUAAUCGUUUUUUUUCUUCUGGAAUAAAAAGACGAAUAUUAGACUCUCCAAAAAAGAAUAAAAUUGCUAAGCAAGUUGAAUUUUAAAUCAAGGAUUGAAUUAAGAAAAUUUUUUUAUCAUAUUAAUGUUUAAGUGUGUGAGAUUUAUAUUCAUUAAAAAAAAAAAUGUAUUUUAAGAACUUGACUUAAACACUAAACAGUUAAUUUUUAAAUGAUGUUAUUAUUACAAAUUGUUUUUUGUAUUACUUUACCUAAGUGAUGAUUUUUUUUUAAAUUUUA
Rhopalosiphum maidis (corn leaf aphid) is the source of this 2045-nucleotide messenger RNA. RefSeq names its product rac GTPase-activating protein 1-like. Gene Ontology annotation, biological process: signal transduction. NCBI's taxonomy places the organism in Eukaryota, Metazoa, Arthropoda, Insecta, Hemiptera, Aphididae. The transcript is spliced from 11 exons. The record is from RefSeq and is a predicted model, not a curated record. The coding region runs from base 183 to 1853 and encodes 556 amino acids.